Messenger RNA from Leptopilina heterotoma, 3091 nucleotides. RefSeq names its product E3 ubiquitin-protein ligase PDZRN3 (gene Slip1). Lineage: Eukaryota; Metazoa; Arthropoda; Insecta; Hymenoptera; Figitidae. Gene Ontology annotation, molecular function: protein binding. The record is from RefSeq and is a predicted model, not a curated record. The coding region runs from base 431 to 2548 and encodes 705 amino acids. The transcript has 6 exons.
UAUUCAGUGAUUUUACAGUAGGCGAGAGUAGAAGGCACAGGAGCCGUCAGUAGUAGGAGUAGAAGUCAAAGACCUAUCAAACGUGCUAAUUACAAUAGUAAAUUUAAACAAAUUUACAUUUAUAAUAAGAAAAUUAUAUGUAAUUUUGUAACUUUUUCAUUAUUUCAAAACUAAAUCCUAUAUACUGUGGAUCGCCGAUAUCUAAUAAACAGUAUAGUAUAGCUACAAAAAUAUAAAAAUAGAAUUUUAAAAAAAAAAGUGAUAAUUUCUUUUUUAUACACAUAAAAGUGCGAGUAAUGUGAUUCUCAAUAAUUAUUCUAAAUUUAUCUUUUAACUGGAACGCUCAGUGACAAUAGUGUCGAUUGUUGAAUUUCAUUCAUUUUAUUGUUAUAAUUCUUAAAAUUCGGAGUUGAAGGGAUUUAGACGCGACAUGGACUUCAUCAUAUUAAAGGUGAAUGGGCAGGAUGUGUCGACUUCGAGUCAUGAAGAUGCAAUACGUUGUUUUCAAUUGGCCGAGGAACCUAUUAUUGUUGAAGUUCUACGUCGACAUCCCAGUGAACUUAUCUCCUCGAAUAAUGAAGACAAAACAGAUUACAAUAAACAUGAUAAGAAUAAAGUGACAGCUGCGUCUGACGAUGAUGAUAGUUUUGUUAACGAUAUGCAGAUAAAUGAGGAGAAAAAUGAUUACGAAACUGGUGCAUUAGUGUCAACAGCUGUGCAAACCGAUUGGUCGGGAUUAAUUGAAGAAGAUUAUCUACCAGACUCUGUAGGUGCAGAGGAACAAGUGCAUGAUUUCCUGACUCACGACAUUGAUUUCGAGGAAGUAACUUUGGAGAAAAACGAAUGUGAUGAAAAACUCGGAUUGACAGUUUGCUAUAGUUCCGCUUCUGGGAGUGAUGAUGCUGAUACAGAGGUUUAUAUUUCAGAGAUAAUUCCCGAAAGUCUCGCCGCUCGAGACGGUCGUCUGAGAGAAGGAGAUCAACUAUUGCAGGUGAAUGGAAAGGAUGUGAUAAAUAAGGAGCAGACAUUAAAUUUGUUCGCCGAGACUAAAAAUGCUGUUACGAUUCUCGUCAGUCGUAAUCUCUAUCAGAGUUCAGUGUCAGAUUCACCCGAACAUGUUCCAGCUUAUCAGAAUACAAUGAUCGAACAACUAAUUCGACACCAACAACAUCAACAAAUUGAAAAAGGUUGCUACGAUACCGAAGAAAAGUGUUCGACUUCAAUAGCACCACCACCAGUGCCAUCGCAUACUUUAAACAACACUUCACAAAAUUCCCACAAACCCAAUAAAUCACCAUCACAUUUCGACGAACAGAAACAACGACUCCAGGAUUCAUUAAUCGAAACCACGAAAAAAAUGGAAAACCUAAAUAUUUAUCCCCAAUUCAUCCACGAUCGUGAAGUGAAAUUAAUGGACUCCUACUCGAGUCAUAUUUGGAGCGACAAUGAACACAUUUACGAAACAAUUCCCGAAUCAGACACCGAGCCACUCUAUUCAUUUCCCUACGAGCAUCAAAAUUGGUUACAACAAAAGAAACAACAAAAUCAAAAACCAAUCCUUUCAUCAUCAAAAAGCAACAGUUCCGGCGAGGAAAAAGACAGUUCAAGUGCAUACAAUACCGGUGAAUCGUGUCACAGCAAUCCAUUAACAUUACAAUUACACCAAGCCGAGAAGGAUCAUCACAAAAGCACUCUGGUAUUAUGCUCAUCGAAAACUUUACAAUCAAAAAAUACUUGCACCUGUCCGAGUGUAAAAAAAUCGAAUAAUCAAUUUAAUAAAAAAAGUCCCCUACACUGCCAGUACGAUCGUGAUAAUUCCAGUACAAGCACACUACUCGCCGAUACAAUGUACACAAAUGUUGCGAAUCUACAGCAAACGAUGAUAUUUCAACAGCAGCUAUUUAAGGAGGCGCUGACAAAGAAAAAUAAUGCCACCAAAGAUGCAAGUUCGGGGAAAAAAUCCAAAUCACAGAGACACUUUCAAGCGCCUAGCUUAUCGCAAUAUCAAUUUAUUGGCAGUCAACAAGUGUGCGCGGUUAAUGCGUGGAUACCACCUGAGGACAAAUGUGAAAUACAAAUGGAAUGGAAAGUUAAGAGACGAGCCGAUGGUACACGUUAUAUUGCACGCAGACCGGUGCGUAGUCGAAGACUGAAAAAUCGGGCACUCAAAAUUUCUGAGGAACGCGCUGGUAAUACUACUGAGGAUGAUACCAUCUCGGAAAUUAAGCUCGGCCGAUAUUGGAGUAAAGAAGAACGUAAAAAGCAACUGGAACAAGCCAGGGAACGUAAACGACAACAACAAGAACUAAUUUCACAGCAACAAUCACAGCAAAAUAAUGAUUUACUCAUAUUUGAUUGUGACGAGAAAUCGCCCAAGAAACCAUUAAAUAUUGUCGAACUAAGUCAACGUAAAUUGGCGAGGAAAAAAAUUGUUUUAGAUGAUUUCACAACAGUUCAAGAAAUGUUGGUGCACGGAAGUAAAAUGACUUCCGGCACGCCUGGAAGUAGUGGGAAACUAUUGGGCCUCCUGUCCGUAACGACUGUAUAACAGAUUUCAAUUUUUACUUUUUUUUCAUUUAAAUCUUAGAUUUAAAUUUAACAUUAACAAAAAAAAGUAAUUUUACUUAUUUUUUAAAGAUAAAAUAUUUUUAGUUAUAUAUAAUAAUAUAUAAUUAAGUUUGUAUAUAUCUCAAAUGUUUUUAAAACACAUUUUUUUACAUAUAUACAUCUACAUUGAAAUGUAUAAAAAAAAUCAGUAUUAAUGCAUACAAGUAUACAUUAAGCAAACUUGCAAAAGCCAUAAAAAAAUCAAAAAAAAAAAAAUUAAUAAUAACUAAAUGACUGGAAUAUGUGUUAUAGUAAUCGUAUAUUUGUUCUAAUAAUGUAAUUAGAACCCGUCGAAAAAAAAUUGUGGACUGUCUCUCGACUUUAAAAAAGUCUAGUCUCAAUCAAAAUAUAAUUUUUCUUUGCAUGAAAAAAAGCAUUUCUUUAGAAACGUAAUUAUAAAUUGCUUCGUCAUAAAUAAACAUUAAUACGUAGCUUGUAAAUAAUUUUGAUAUAAAACAUAAAGUAGAGUUUUAUAGUUUGUUGG